GCAACUAUUAGAAACCAUAAAAAAGGAUUCCCCUGAAAUGAGCAACAUAAAGUAUCACAGCAAUUACAAAUGUAUCAAAAACUGAAAAAGCUUCUAUAAAAGCUCCAAAUAAAUGAGAGUCUCAACAGUUCACAUCAGUAUUAGUGCAGGAUCAAGUAAAACAAAAGAAAAAGAUCUCUCAUUUAUUCCACAACAGAUUAUAUUCAUCCACACACUCAUAAAUGCACGAACAAACACAAACAGCAGCAGGUAGCAUGAAAUAUGCAGCAUAUCUCACAAAACAAAAUUGUUAUCACUGCUACACAUAGUAAAUUAACAAAAUUGAGCGAGUGCACAUUCACAACUACAAGCAGACUCAAUCAAGAGCUUACGGAGAAAAAAAAAUAAAUUUUGUUACAAUUUCUUAAUCAAUUGACGUUUAACUGUCGUGCUGAGCAGAUCGUUACUAGUUUUUCGGUUAGAAUAAAGUCAAGGAAAAAUUAAUCAAAAAGAAAAUUUAAUUGAAAAAUGUGACUUUGAGGCGCGUCCAAUAAUUAUUCUUAAUCGAAAUAGAGCAACAAGUGUCAAAUGUGAACCUGUCGUGGGACUGUAAAUAAGUUUAAAAAAAUAUUUUUGUGAUAAGCCUUCAUUUGAUAAGAAAUAAAAAGUAUUUACACUAAAAAAUAGACACAGUCGGUUUAAGCUUAAAGUAAAUAAGAAAUUCUCAUCAUCUUUUCGUCAGUUCUGUUCGUUGUGAUGAACUCAUUUUGGGUCUCAUACAUGUGAAUAUCAUAAAAGGCACUUAAAUUGAUCCAAUUAAUUAACGAGUUGCUGUAAAAUAUUUCAAUCACUGGAAUAGACGUGAUCGAUUAAUUCUUACAAAAAUAAGUAUUACUUUUCAGAUAAAUCAUGAAUCGCUUUAUAAGUUGGAUAACAUUUUCCCUCCUAAUCAUCAACAUAAAUAACAUAGAUGCAUUCGCGAGAGAUCCAAGUAAGUCAGUUGGAUGUGAACUAGAAAGAGUCAACAGAAUGGUCGGCUAUGUCUGCACAAAUUUAAAUCUUGACAAAAUUCCCAAGAAUUUGAAGUCAUCAACAGAAGUUCUUGACAUUUCACACAAUCACAUCAAAAACCUCUAUAGGACAUCAUUUGAACCUUAUUUAGACCUUAGAUUCCUUUAUCUACAAGAAAAUCGAAUUAGGGACAUUGAGGAUGAAACAUUUGCAAAAUUAGAAGAUUUAGAAGCUAUAAAUCUUUCUGGAAAUGGGCUAAUUCACAUUCCACCUGAAAUAUUCACGCUUCCACGAUUGAGGAACGUUUACCUUGCUGACAAUUCAUUCAGAUCAUUUGAAAACAUUCAAAGUCCAAUCAUUGCUCCUUUGCAGAAGCUAGACUUGUCAAGAAACAACAUGGACAAGAUACCUAAAGAGCUUGGCAUUCUACCAAAUCUAGUGUUUUUAAAUAUUUCAUCAAAUCCAUUGAGAGACUUAACGCCACAGCAGUUCUCACCAUUUUGUCAUUUAAAUGAAGUCAACAUUACAGACUCAAGGUUGAAGAAUAUGAAAUGUGAUUGUGAGAAAGUUACAAGAUUUUUGGUGCGAAAGAGGGAUAUUGAAAUUUUUUCAUUCUACUGCGAUGGAAACUCAGCUGAAUGCAGAUUCGACAACUCAUCAUUUAUAGAAACAGACGAUUAUGAAAAAUGCAUGAGCAUUAGACGAGAAGUGAUUGAACAUGAAACAGCAAAAGUAACAUGGAGCAUCAUUGGAUUUUCAGUAUUAGGAUUCUUAAUAAUAUUCAUUGGAUGUCUAUACUGCAUACAUCGUAGGAAUGUCAAUCAAAUGAGGAAAAAAAUCAUGAUUAAUAAUGCAUCAGUCAAACCUAAAAUGACAGAAGCUAGCAACAGAGAUCCUGUUUCAGACGAAUCAAUAACUGGAAGUCCUGAAAAAUUACUUAUUAAGCGAUCAGAUGUGUAGGACAUAGCUUUUAGCAUUAAAAAUUUAUUACAUAAGCCAAAGAAAUCUCGUGGACAA
Chironomus riparius is the source of this 2007-nucleotide messenger RNA. The record is from the annotation of a GenBank genome assembly. NCBI's taxonomy places the organism in Eukaryota, Metazoa, Arthropoda, Insecta, Diptera, Chironomidae.